AUGAUUAGCUUUCAUGAAUUCUUUGUUUUGAUUUGUAGCAUUAUUGCUGGAUACUUCACUUACAAAUGGUAUCUUUAUCCAUUAUACUUAUCACCUCUUCGAAAACUUCCUGGGCCACCCAUUGACGUGCCUCUAAUGGGAAACUUGUUAAGAUUGCAUAGAGCGGAGUACGGCGCAAUACAGCUUCAAUGGACAGAAAAAUAUGGUGGACUACUAAAAUAUUACGGAUUUUUCAACCUUCCGCGUAUACUAGUAUCCGACCCAAAAUUAGUGCAACAUAUAUUAGUGAAUAAUGUCUACGAGUACCCGAAACCGUCGUCUCUCGUGUCAUAUUUGUUACCGAUCUUGGGAAAUGGAUUGUUGGUGGCGGAAGGUGAUGUUCAUAAGCGGCAACGAAAGUUGAUGACUCCUGUGUUUGCGUUUGCCAAUAUAAAGGAAAUGAUCCCGAUAUUUGCAAAACCAUUACAUACUUUAAAAAAACUGUGGAUCGAAUUAUUGGAAAAUAAUAAGGAUGGAAAAGAGAUACAGAUUGAUAUCAUGUCUUUCAUGUCGAAAGCCACGUUAGAUGUUAUUGGCUUAAUUGGCUUUGAUUACCAAUUAAACGCGUUAACCGGAAACGACGAAUUAACAAGCGCCUACAAAAUGGCCUUCGGCACGGAAAACAUUCCAAACAUGUUUUUCAGGAUACUAUCGAAUCAUUUCCCGAUAUUCCGGAAACUUCCUAUAAGAUCAAAUCGUGAGACUCAAAAAGCCUCGAAAAUUAUUGAUAAAGUCUCGAUGCGUCUGGUAAAAGAACGAAAAGAGGCGGCAAUCAGAGGGGAGCUGAAAGGAAACGAUCUGUUGACGUCAUUGAUCAAGGUCAAUGAGCAACAACAAAACGAGGAGGCGAAGAUGUCUGAUGUUGAAUUACAACAACAGAUUAUGACAUUCCUGGCAGCUGGUCAUGAAACUACCUCUGUCGCUGUUACAUGGGCUAUUUGGCUACUCUCGAAAAAUCGUGAUGCACAAGAUACCUUACGUAAAGAAAUCAUUGAACAUUUUCCAGACACAGAUUUCGUUCCCAAUUUUGACACAAUAAAUUCAUUAGAAUAUCUGAAUUGUGUUGUAAAGGAAACAUUGAGAAUAAUACCUCCAGUACCAGUUGCAUUACGAGUCUCUUCAAAGAACGACACACUAAACGGUUACUUCAUCCCAAAAGACACUCCAGUAUUCAUACCAAUAGUCGCCAUGCAUCGAUUAUCCUCUUUCUGGGGCCCGGACGCAGAAGAAUUCGUUCCGUCACGAUGGCUUGAUCCUAAACUCGCCGAAAAACUCUCAAAUUUCAAUUACUUGCCAUUUUUGGCUGGUUCUCGGUCAUGUAUUGGGCAAAAGAUUGCGCUUAGCGAGUUCAAAGUGUUCUUGGCGAUGCUAAUAAGGAAUUUUGAGUUUCGCGAGAUUGAAGGAUUUAAUGUGAAAAAAGAGUUGAGAAUUACGUGGAGACCGAAGCCGAAUUUGAAGUGUUGGGUUUCAAGAGUUAAAGAAUAA
Molecule: messenger RNA, 1524 nt
Organism: Ambispora leptoticha
Lineage: Eukaryota; Fungi; Glomeromycota; Glomeromycetes; Archaeosporales; Ambisporaceae
Source: the annotation of a GenBank genome assembly